UUGCUGAGUCAAUCUCAGGCGGGAGGACGGGGGCGGAGGCGAGAAACGUGCCCGGACUGCGUCUGCGCAAUACGCAGCUCUGGGUGCGCCGGGGUUUAAGCCGCGGCGGAUCAGCUGAUUCCCCGCAUUGCAGAUCGGCGGUGUCCACGGGAGACAUGUUGUGUGCUCUGCUCCUCUUGCCCAGCCUUCUGGGCGCGGCCCUGGCUGGCGCUGUGUUCCAAAAGGAAGACUGUGCAAAGGGUCCCGGGGUCUGGUGCCGGGACCUGAAGACGGCCUCCGAGUGUGGAGCUCUCAGGCACUGCCGGCAGGAGGUCUGGAGCAAGCCCACGGUGAAAUCCAUCCCCUGUGAGGCCUGCAAGAAGGUGGUCACCAUAGUUGAGAACUUUCUGAAACAAAAUGGCACCGAGGCCGAAAUUGAGAGUUACCUGGAGAAGGAGUGCGAGAUGCUUCCUGAAGCCGACUGGGUGUCUAAGUGCAAGGAGAUCAUGGAGUCCUACCUCCCGGUUAUCAUCAACGCCCUCGAAGGGGAGAUGAGCAACCCCGAGGAGGUGUGCAGCGCGCUCAUGUUCUGCCGGUCCCUUCAGAAGCACUUGGCUGCCCUGAACCCGCGGCGGCUGGAAGUGGAGUCCAACUCGAUCCCUGAGGCGGAGCUGCCCCGACUGAUGCCGCCCUUCAUGGCCAACGUCCCUCUCCUCCUGUACCCCCAGGGAGAGAAGCAGAAGAAGCCGGCUCUGCCAAAGGCCGGAGACGACGUGUGCCAGGACUGCGUGAAGAUGGUGACGGACGUUCAGAACGCCAUCAAGACCAACGCCUCCUUCGUCGACACUCUGGUGGAGCAUCUCAAGCAGGAGUGUGACCGCCUGGGACCCGGCAUGUCGGACAUGUGCAAGAACUACAUCAACCAGUAUUCCGAGGUCGCCGUCCAAAUGAUGAUGCACAUGCAACCCAGGGACAUCUGUGACUAUGCCGGGUUCUGUGCAGAGAAGAACGUGCCUCUGCAGGCCCUGCUCCCGGCGCACGUGGUCAGCACCAAAGACAUUCCUGCCCUGGAGCUGGUGGAGCCCCUCAAGAAGAACCAGGUGAAGAGCGGUCCCACUUGUGAGCUGUGCCAGUAUGUUGUCAAGGAGAUCAUCAAACUGCUGGAAGGCAACAAGACCAAGGAGGAUAUGGUUCAUGCAGUGGAGAAGGUGUGCUCCGUGAUCCCCAAGUCCAUGCAGGCGGAGUGCCAGGACCUGGUGGAGUCUUACGGGCCGUCCAUUGUGGACCUGCUCCUGGACGAGACCAGCCCCCACCUGGUCUGCAGCUUGAUCAAACUUUGCCGUGACAAAAAGUCAGUUAACGUGGCCCGGCUUCGCAGCGGCGUCUUCUGUGACAUGUGCAAAAAGGUCGACGGCUUCUUGGACAAGAACCUGGAGAAGAACAGCACGAAGGCCAUGAUUCUCUCGGCCUUCGAGAAGGCCUGCAGCCUGCUGCCCGGGGUGUACAAGGAUCAGUGCGACGAGUUUGUGGAGGAGUACGAGCCCGUCCUGAUAGCGGCCCUGCACGACGAGAUGGACCCUAACUCUCUGUGUCUGAAAAUUGGAGCUUGCCCCAAGGCGGCUCCUAAGCCUCUGCUGGGAACCGAGCAGUGUGUGUGGGGCCCCAGCUACUGGUGCAAGAACAUGGAGACGGCAGCUCAGUGCAACGCUGUCGAGCACUGCAAGCGCCACGUAUGGAAUUAGAGGAGCGCCUUCUCUCUCUCUCUCUCUCGGGGAAAUUGCACCUUCUUUCCUGUUUGUCUCUGGGGGAAGGGAACGUAGCGAUCCCAUGUUUUUUCUGUUUGUAAAUGAGCCCCACGACGUCUUCCUCCAUCCUUCCCUCUUGUGCAUUUGUUCGUCAUUGCCACGGGUCUGAGAGGCCACGCGCCCCCCUCCCCCGCUAGGACGUGGUCCCCCCUCCCCUGCUAGGAUGGGGCCCCGGAGGCGGCUGGGAGGGAGCAGGGGGCCUGAGCCCUCCUCCCUCGGCCGCCUCCGGGUUUAGAACCGCCCUGCCCGGGGUCGUCCCCUUAGCUGCUGCCAUGUGACAGCCCACACCCAGAGCCCUCCCCACUUUCGGAGCCCCCAGCAUGGAGCCGCAGCCCCCGUCGGAGGAGCCGCUCUCGGGCCUCGCUGACCCCCGUCUGCAGGCUCUGGCUUCUCUGCGGUGCUUAGGAGCAUUGGCUUUUGGGGGAGAUUUGAGGAAAUGGGCUGGGGCCCUACCUGGGUCUGCCGGGGAAGGGUUGGGGGGGGGGCGCUUGCUUGGUCCAAGGUCAGGGAGCCCAGAAAGGGUUAGUUCUGGGGGACGGUGGCUUCUGUCGUGGCCGAUCUUACCCAGCGCCGCUCGGGCAGAGCCUUCUUAGUGUGAUUUCUUAAUUAUUAUGGUUUUAAAAUUAACAUGGGUGACAAGAUCCUGCUUUUCUCACUUCCUAGUAGAAACGUGGCCGACCCACCCGAGUGUAAGUUUCUCCCUGGUUACCAAACGUAGGCUGGGCCUCAGUUUCCCCCUGUGAUAGCAGCCGCCGCUCUGCCCUGGGUUCCGAGGCGAGACCUGCUGUUGCUAUGAAGUGAAUGUUGAUUUUUUUUUUUAAUUUUGUUCUGGUUUUGCCUUAAAGCUUUCUGUAAUUAACAAUAAAAGUUCCAGUAAACUAAA
Antechinus flavipes (yellow-footed antechinus) is the source of this 2667-nucleotide messenger RNA. RefSeq names its product prosaposin (gene PSAP). Gene Ontology annotation, cellular component: lysosome. NCBI's taxonomy places the organism in Eukaryota, Metazoa, Chordata, Mammalia, Dasyuromorphia, Dasyuridae. The coding region runs from base 156 to 1721 and encodes 521 amino acids. Gene Ontology annotation, biological process: sphingolipid metabolic process. The record is from RefSeq and is a predicted model, not a curated record. The transcript is spliced from 14 exons.